AAUUUGGAAACGAAAAAACAUUUCUCAAUUUAAAAUAUUUGGAGGAGGAAGGAGUUUAUUUGAUUACCGAACUGAAAAUUGAUGCGAGGAGAUUUUUUAGAAAGUUGGAUAAAGAAUUAAGAUUACUUAAAAGGAGAAGAUUGGAAUUUGGUAAAUUUCAGGAUAGAAUUGAAAAG
Messenger RNA from Dentiscutata erythropus, 176 nucleotides. Lineage: Eukaryota; Fungi; Glomeromycota; Glomeromycetes; Diversisporales; Gigasporaceae. The record is from the annotation of a GenBank genome assembly.